AUGUUCGACGCCGGCCAGCAGCUAGCCGUGGGAGGCAGCAGCAGCGCGGCCGCCCCGGGGCACAGCGCGUCGACCAUCGCCGUCGAGGAGGUGACCGGCUCGCACGUGCUCACCGUCGACGGGUACACCAGGACCAAAAAGGGGCUCGUCGCCGGCCAGGUCAGGUGCGACAUCACCGUCCUCAAGGAGACCGCCAGGGACAACGCCGCUGCCGCAGCGGCGGCGGCGAGGUACGUCGCGGUGCCGCCGCCGGACAUGGGCAGGGACCUCGACCGCCUCCUCUCGAGCGGGGAGGGGGCAGACGUGGCGUUCGAGGUGGGCGGCGAGACCGUCGCGGCGCACCGGAGCAUCCUCGCCCAGUGGCGGAGCUACAUGUCGACAAAAGAGGGCUAUGCCCCCCUCUCCGCCACUGUCCUCGCCGCCCGGUCGCUGGCCCUCCUGGCGGAGCUCUUCGCGCCAGCGCCAGGCGCCGCAGUCUGCGUGUGGGUUGAGGGCGUCGACGUGGAGGUGUUCUGGGCCGUGCUCCGCUUCGUGUACAAGGACACCCUCCCGGAGCUGGAGGAGGGCGGCGGCGAGGCGGCGGCCAUGGCGCCGCGCCUGCUCGCCGCGGCGGACAGGUACGGCCUGGAGAGGCUGAAGCUGAUCUGCAAGGACAGGCUCUGCGACGACGUCGACGCGAGCACCGUCGGGACGGCGCUGGAGCUGGCCGAGCGCCAUGGCUGCCAGGGGCUCAAGAGGGCGUGCCUGGAUUUUCUCAUGGCCGGCAGCAACCUGAAGGCCGCCACUGCGACCGGGGACUUCGAGCACCUGAGCAACAGCUGCCCGUCCGUUCUCAAGGAGCUGCUUGACAAGGUCACCUCUCUCUGA
Molecule: messenger RNA, 867 nt
Organism: Panicum virgatum (switchgrass)
Lineage: Eukaryota; Viridiplantae; Streptophyta; Magnoliopsida; Poales; Poaceae
Product: BTB/POZ and MATH domain-containing protein 2-like
Exons: 3
Coding region: 1-867 (288 amino acids)
Biological process (GO): protein ubiquitination
Molecular function (GO): protein binding
Source: RefSeq, a predicted model, not a curated record